Messenger RNA from Phycodurus eques (leafy seadragon), 2877 nucleotides. RefSeq names its product cilia and flagella associated protein 58 (gene cfap58). The transcript is spliced from 18 exons. The record is from RefSeq and is a predicted model, not a curated record. Lineage: Eukaryota; Metazoa; Chordata; Actinopteri; Syngnathiformes; Syngnathidae. The coding region runs from base 102 to 2660 and encodes 852 amino acids. Gene Ontology annotation, cellular component: cytoskeleton.
UGGCAACCGACAUAAACCGCAGUCAACGGCAGCGUUCCACACGCUACUUUUGUCUUUUUGAAUCAAACAUUGUGGGGGUAAAAAGUCCAACUAGGUAAGACAUGGCUGAGUCAUUGGAGGAGUUCCAGCUGGUCCUCAGUGAGCUCACUGAGGACCAAGAGGAACCAAACAUGAGCAAGAUCCGCGAAGAAUAUGAGAAACUCCUCAAUGCACUGACGAAGUCCUACAACAACGAGAAAAGACUCAUGUCCAAAUGUAAGGAACUCAGUGCAGAGAUGGCGUCAGCCUCAACCAAAUAUGAAGCUGCGCGCAAGAUGUCUCAAGAUGAUGAGGGAACAUUGGCUUCAUUAAAGACGGAGUUAGAAAAAGCUUGGAAAAUGGUGGACGCUGCCUACAAUAAAGAGCAAGCCAAUAUGGAGACGAUCAAAAAUUUACAAGACGAGGUUGCCAACUUAACACAGUUAGCAGAACAGCAAAGUAUGGCCUCUGCUAACCAAGAUCAGAGUGAUUUACUGAAAAUGAUUGAAGAUUUGACGAAUGAGCGUGACCGCCUGCUGACAACGGUGGAGAGUCUCCGAGAACAGCUGAACAUCGCCAGUGCAAGCAAGCAAAAAGCAGAGGCUCAAAGGGAGGAUGCCUUGAACAAUAUUUCUCAGCUCCAGCAUGAGAUUCAGCUUCAACAAAAUGCCAUUUCCCGCGAGCAGAGGUUAAAAGAAAAACUGGAGAAGGAGUUGAAUGAGCUGAGCAUCGACAUGGAAACAAAGGUCCGCGAAAUCCAAACUCAAAAAAAGGAUUUACAAAACUCCAAAGAUGAGCAGCAAAGAUUAGCGCAACAACUGAAGUCAAUGAAGAUUACCAUGGAGAAAAUUGCCAAGGAUCUGGAGCAGUUGCAAAUUAAAACCAACAAGCUGCAGCGUGAGCGAGAUCAACUUGUAUCGCUCAAAGAACGCCUCUUUUUGGAGAAUCAGAAGAAUUUAAAUGAGAUUAAGUUGAAAGAAGACAUGGGGAAUCAGAUGCGCCAUGAGAUUGCCAAAGAAAGAAAGAUGAAAGAGGCCACCCAAAAGAAGUUCCGUUUAAUGGAGGAUCAGAAAGCGGACGUGGAAGUACACAGAGGGAUUCUAAAAACCCGAAUCACCGGUCUAGAGAAAGAGUUUGAUGGUGCAAAAAAACAAAUUGAAGCUGACAAGAAAGCAAUUUCUGACCUCACCAGAGAACGAGAUCUCUUGACUAAGAGUGUGGCCAAAGCUACAGAGGCAACGGAGAUACAGGAGUGCCUUGUGAUGGAGCUUGAGAACGACAAAAGUGUUUUACAACAAGAGAUUACUUGCUACUGUCUGGAGGCCCAAAAGCAGCGCAAGUUUACCCAGGAACUUGAAAAGGAACGUGACCGCUACAUCAACGACAACAACAACCUUUUGGAAAAGGUGCAACAAAAAAUAAAUGAAAUUGAAACCAGCGAGAUGGCAAUCCAUAACUGGAAGAAGAGAGUCACAGAGGAAGAGUGCAAGCUCAAAAGGAAAGAGGACCUGCUGGAUUCUAUGAUAACUGAAAGGAACAAAUACAGCAAAUGCAUUGUUGAUGCUCAGGACAGCAUUGCACAGUUGAAGAUAAAGAUGAGGGCACUGAACAACCAGAAUACUCAGUUGAAGGAUGAGAUAGAAGUAAAGGAGUUGACCAUCCACAAAGAUCAGCAGCACCACAAGCGCUUAGUGCGAGAUAACGAUAAUCUCAAGACAGAAUUGAAGUCGAAAACUCAGCAACUGGACGAAGAAUUGCGACGUGUUGAGCAUCAGAAAGCAGAACAAGAAAAACUUCAGAAAAUGAUUGCUGACAAAGAAAUAGAAAAUAUGCAACAAAAAAAACAAUUAGAUCAAGUGAUCAGAGAACGGGACAACUUGGGUAAGCAGCUGCUACAACGCAAUGAGGAACGAGCUCUGUUGUAUGACAAGGUCAAGAUCCAGCAAUCAAUCAUAAGCAAGAGGGACUUUCAUCACAACCAGCGGAUGGAAGAUAUCCGCCUCCUCAAGUUGGAAAUCAAGAGGCUCAUGCGUGAAAAGAAUAUCUUGGACAAGACUGUACCCAACACAGAUGAGCUAAAACGAGAGCUGUUUGCCCUGCAAAGAGAACUGGCUCGAGAAAGGACAAGGAAUGGUGUACUCGAGGAACAGCUAAACCCCAUAAAUAUUCACCGAUGGAGGCGACUGGAGGGCAGUGACCCCUGCAAGUAUGAACUGAUCCAGAAGGUACACACGUUACAGAGAAGACUCAUCAACAAGACCGAAGACUUUGAAGAACAGGAAUUCUUAUUACAGGAAAAGGAGAAGUUGUACGUAGAGCUGCAACAAAUUUUGGCUCGGCAGCCAGGUCCAGAGGCACUUGAGCAACUUCAGCAUUGCCAAUGGACAUUAAGGGAAAGGACCAAAAAACUAAUGGCACUGACUGCAGAGGUGAGAGUGCUAGACUUAAAGAUGAAUGAGUACAAAAGCGACAAUCAACAGUUGAUCAAUGAGCUUGCAGACCUCAAGAAGAAGUACUUCAAUCAGAAGAAGUUACAAAGUGAGAAGUCCAAAACCAAGGGGGAACGGUUGGUGCUGCCUCAACUCAUCAGCAAGCCGCAUUUCGCUGGCGGAGGCUUCAAGUUUGAUGAACUUUUCCGAUGACAAAUGAACAUAUUUCAAAAUACAGUGCAAUUAUUUAAUAUAGGUGAAUAUCAUUAAUCAAAUUUGCCUCAGGAAGUCAACAUGACACUCUAUCCUCAGAUGCCUUCAAACACAAUGUUGUAACCGAAACCCUUGAAUGUGUGAAAAUCCAAGGACAAAUUAUGUAUCCCUAUUAUGGUUGGCAAAUAUGUCGUAGACACAGUGGAAGAUAAAUCUU